GAACUUGCUAACUUCAGUCAAAGAAGUGCACCGGUAUGGAUUCACAAAAAUCUUUUAUAAUAGACUUCUUAGCAGGAGGAAUAUCAGCUGCCGUAGCCAAGACAGCAGUGGCUCCAAUAGAACGGGUAAAAUUGCUGCUCCAAGUGCAACAUACGUCAAAGCAAAUUAGUCCGGAUCAGCGAUACAAAGGGAUCGUCGAUGCAUUUGUACGAAUACCAAAGGAAACUGGAGUAUUGAGUUUUUGGAGAGGAAAUCUCGCUAAUGUUAUUCGUUACUUUCCUACACAAGCGUUAAAUUUUGCAUUCAAGGAUAAAUUUAAGGCUAUAUUUCUGGAAGGUGUACCUAAAGAUGCUUUUUGGAAACAAUUCAUUGGAAACUUAGCAGCAGGUGGUGCUGCUGGUGCAACCUCGUUGCUAUUUGUCUAUCCUUUAGACUUUGCACGUACCAGAUUAGCUGCUGACGUUGGCAAAGGUGAUCAGAGAGAAUUCAAAGGCAUGGCUGAUUGCUUAACUAAAGUUUUUAAAUCAGAUGGUUUAAUUGGUUUAUAUCGAGGAUUCAAUGUGAGCGUUCAGGGAAUAGUUAUAUAUCGUGCUGCAUAUUUUGGAUUUUAUGAUACUACUAGAGGAUUAUUGCCAGAUCCCAAGAGUACUCCACUUUAUAUAAAUUUUAUAAUAGCCGAGAUCGUUACGACAACAGCAGGAAUCAUAUCAUAUCCAUUUGAUACUGUCCGAAGAAGAAUGAUGAUGCAAUCAGGUCGAAGCAAGGCGGAAAUUAUGUAUAAAAACACUUUUGACUGUUGGAUGAAAAUAGCAAAAACUGAAGGACCUGGCGCAUUUUUUAAAGGAGCGUUUUCAAACGUUCUACGUGGUACAGGUGGUGCUCUUGUACUUACACUGUACGAUGCAGUGAAGGAUGCAAUUGAAAAAGCAAUUACUUAGAGGCCUUUUCGUAUCAAUUA
Molecule: messenger RNA, 958 nt
Organism: Cephus cinctus (wheat stem sawfly)
Lineage: Eukaryota; Metazoa; Arthropoda; Insecta; Hymenoptera; Cephidae
Product: ADP,ATP carrier protein-like
Exons: 4
Coding region: 36-938 (300 amino acids)
Biological process (GO): mitochondrial ATP transmembrane transport; mitochondrial ADP transmembrane transport
Cellular component (GO): mitochondrial inner membrane
Molecular function (GO): ATP:ADP antiporter activity
Source: RefSeq, a predicted model, not a curated record